Fusarium tjaetaba is the source of this 351-nucleotide messenger RNA. RefSeq lists its product as uncharacterized. The transcript has 2 exons. The record is from RefSeq and is a predicted model, not a curated record. Bases 1 to 351 code for a protein of 116 amino acids. Lineage: Eukaryota; Fungi; Ascomycota; Sordariomycetes; Hypocreales; Nectriaceae.
AUGCCUUCUGUCGGCAACCCCAACGGCCCAUCCAAGAACCGCCUUGCGGCGCGCGCCUCAAGUGCCCGUAAAGAGCGACGAAAGCGAUCACAAGCUCCCAAGGACAAGGUCGCAAAGGCCGAUACCACACGAGGCGCAAGGCCAGGUCUUUUGCCCACGAGCGGACCUAGAGCCAAGGUGAGCGCCAAGAAGGCGCGUAAGAUAGAGAAGAGACUGGCGCACGCUAUGAAGAGAAAGAUGGAAGCUGAGGGUGAGGCGGAGAUGAAGGAUGCGCCAGAGGGUGAGGGUGAGGGUGAGGGUGAGGGUGAGGGUGAGAAGGUUGAGGAGGUUGAGAUGGGCGACAUUCAGUGA